CUUCAUCAUUCGUUUCAGGUUAGAGACGAUAUCUGUCUAAUCAUGGAAUUUGCAACAGGAGGUGAAUUUGAAGAUUACUUAGUCAAACAGAAAGAUUAUAGUAUAGAUGAGAAGCAAGCUAAAUAUUUUAUGUUGCAAAUCCUUUCAGCAGUGAGUUAUUGUCACUCAAAAGGAAUCAUUCAUCGAGACCUUAAACCGCAAAAUAUUUUAGUGACUUCUUCUCAAUACGGAGAAGGAGACCAUAGUCUUUUUGGAAUAGAUCCCAACAGAGAGCCAUAUGAAGACAUGGUCCUCAAAGUCGCAGACUUCGGUAUAGCUGGUAUGAAACAUGCAGGCGCUAAAGGAGAAAGAUCAAAUGCAGGGACAACUAAGUUCAUGGCUCCUGAGUUGAAAGAGAGAAAGGAUAUUUCAGCAACUAAAGCACUUGAUAUUUAUGCUAUUGGAAUCAUUCUAUACAUGAUGGUAAUGGGUAAACACCCAUUUGUUACUAAAAAUAAGGACGGAACAAGAACAGUUUUGAGCAAAUUGCGCUUCCCUGGCCAGAAAGUGAGUAAAGAUUUUAAGAACUUAAUCGCUAAGAUGCUUGAAGAGGACCCAUUAAAAAGAAUUAAUAUGUAUGAUAUCUUGAACCACGAAUGGUUCAAAAGAGAAGAACCAAUGGCGGAAUCCCCUCUUCAAAAAUCUCUUUCUCCUGAAGGGAGUAAGAAAUCCAUUCCUGAAGAGGAGGAAGUAAAGCUGGAUAACAUCUUUAACAAGUCUAUCAAGGUAGAAUCGAUCAAUAAUUCGGAGUUGUUUCCAUCAUUCUCAAAAUCGAUCAGGGAGGAUGGUAUUGACAAUAAGAUUCAUAUCGACUUAGACCAUCGAAAAAUCAAGAAAGCAAUGGGAACUCCUAGUAGAAUUAGGAGAAGGAAGAAAUUUACCCACAAGCGUACUUAUAAAGUCAAGGCCCGAGAUAUCCUAAAUUUCAAAAACAAUGCACAUAAAGAAUACCACUCUCCAGAGAUCAACAGUAAAAGAGGUCAUAGUUUUUCUGGUACAAAAUACCAGAACGGAAGCGUGCGUAAAAAUGUGUAUAACCAAAGAGUUUCGCAACCAUCGUAUUCGAACAAGAAAUCACAAAAUCUUGAUAGUUACUAUGAAAAGUCAUCCCAGAUAUCUGAUGGGAUUCCUCAAAUGGGCUAUAAGAACAGUUCUUCAAGUAAUAUUGGAAGUGCUUCUUGGAAAUCCAAAAUUAAUAUCGAGAAAAGGAAGAUUCUCAGGUCGAAUAUCAGAAACUAUUCUUACUCACGAGCGAGUGCCAAGAACUUCAUGAAGCAUGGAACUGUGGCGAGCCAAUAUGAUAACGACCAUAAGUUCCCAGAGAUUAAUUCAAACAGGUCUAAAUUGUUUAAAUAA
Moneuplotes crassus is the source of this 1395-nucleotide messenger RNA. The record is from the annotation of a GenBank genome assembly. Lineage: Eukaryota; Ciliophora; Spirotrichea; Euplotida; Euplotidae.